This is a messenger RNA of Lepidothrix coronata (blue-crowned manakin), 9847 nucleotides long. It is a transcript of the gene TECTA, whose product is annotated as tectorin alpha. The record is from RefSeq and is a predicted model, not a curated record. Bases 2401 to 8871 code for a protein of 2156 amino acids. Gene Ontology annotation, biological process: cell-matrix adhesion. Lineage: Eukaryota; Metazoa; Chordata; Aves; Passeriformes; Pipridae. Gene Ontology annotation, molecular function: protein binding. The transcript is spliced from 24 exons.
AAAAAAAGGUGUCCUGAGCUUUGCCCUUUUGUGUUCCCCUUGAAGCAAAACGUUCCUGUGGGUCUGACCCACGUGUUUAACUCACACCUUUGGUGCGGUGAGAGCUGCCGGGGUGUAUUUGUGCUGCUGAUGUGUGUGCUGAGAGCUCAGGCACAGCCACCUCACCUGUGAUGGUGCUUUUUGAAAGGAAAAGGAAGAUCUAGUCCUCUCCUGGGCUGUAUUUCUCCGUGGCUGUGAUUCAUCUCCACUUCCAGGUGAGGAACAAGGCUUGAGUUCACUGUUUUCUGCUCCAUGUCCUCACUGGGGAUAAAACAAGUUCCAUCCUCGUGGCCCACACCAAAUAACCCUGGGGAGAGGCAGGAGGAAAAAGAAUGUCCCUCCAGAUGGGACAGAGCUCCUGGCAAACCCCUCCCAGGGUGUCUCCCAGCUGUGCUGGGUCCCUUGAAAUGGGAAUGCCUGUGGUUGCUCUGCUGAGAUGAAGCAGCCAGAGAACCUUUUGCCUCAUCUUUUCAUGCUUGUUUUUUCUUGAGGUCAGGCAUGGGAGGAAGUUUUCUGCUGGAAGAAUUAAAAAAAAAAAAAAAAGAGAAGUGUUUGGUUGUUCAGCUCCGAUGUGUCCAGCACUGCAUGAUGGGAACAUCCCCUGCCAAAAGAAAAUAGCCUGGAAGACAAAGUCCUCCCCAAAGAGACAGUGAAACCUAAUCAAACUUCAUCAGUGUGGUCUUGCCCAGGAUGAACAGGACCAGAAUAUUAAACUGAAAAAGGAGCAGAAGGAAACCUAUUUUCACCAAUUUUCUCUGUGUUACAAAACAGAAGGAGAAGAGUCAAUUGAUUUUCCUGUGGCUGGUAAUGUUUAAAAUGAAGAGCCAGGGUGCAUGGAGUGGCAGGCUGGAAGUAAUGGGUCCCUGGAAUAUCAGUGCUGAUAUCCCCCUGCCCUCCUAAAAUAGUUGUUGGUUUAGAAAAGGGUACAAAUAAGUUUAAAAAAUGAAAGACUCUUGUUAGCAAGGCCACGUUUGGAGGAUGAAGAAAAAGCAAACUCCAGGAUUUGCUGUGGGGGUGGUGUGUUGCCUGGUGCCCCUGAUGUGCUGAAGGAAACUGCUGAUGUAAGAUGCAGCACUUUGGGGGUGAACUUGCUAAACACACUUCUAGGAGCCCCCAGGCUCCUGGGAAAAAAAAAGUCUGGGCUUCUCUGGUUCUUGUUGGGCUGCUGGCAUUCCUGUGCCCUCUCCAUUCCUGACAAGGGGCAGGGAGAGGGUGUACAGGGAACACAGGAGGAAUAACUAACACCUAGCAGGGAAAACAGGGAAAAUAAAAGGCACCCACCCAGAAAGUCAGAAAGGAAAAGCCAAGGUCAGGCUGUUUUCCCACGAUGGGUUGGAGCUCUGCCUGUCCUACCUGAGUCUUGCUGCAGGCUGGAAGAUCAGCUCUAACGUGGCUCUGCUGGUGGCAUCCUUCACCCCUCAGCUGCUAUUCCACCUCUCCCUCUCUCAUCUGACGUGGAUCUGAACUAAAUGAAAGUGGUUGAAUUCUUUUCCUGGGGUACAGAAAAUGAGGAACUUUGGUCAGCUCACCCCAGCUACUCCCACAGCCCAGAGCUAGUUGUGUAUCUUCUAUCAGCCCAGAUGCCAGGGGCAGGGAAAAUCCCUGUGGAAAUUGCAGGUUGUAGGAGUGAAAACAGUAAUAACACUCACACCAGUCCCCCAGUGAGACUCCCCACCAGCAGCCAGCCCUUCCAGAGCAGGUGGAAACAGGAACAGCAAGGAAAGCCUCCCUGGGAGAUCUGGAGACAGAACACUGGACUGGGUGAGUUUUUCCUUUUCCACCUGUAAAAGCAGAAGUCAGUUACAGAAAGUAAAGCAAGACCUGGAUGGCAGAGUAGCUCCAUUGAAAGUUCAGGGCACUUUGAGCCUAGCACUGCUUAAUGCUAAUCCUGUAACAGUAUAUAGAUGGGCUUUUUUUUUUUUUUUUCCUUUUACACAAAGGAGGAAGGGGCUCAGUUCUUCUGAGGGUUGGGUUUUCUUUCCCCUGAGCAGCACAGCAGCAAGCCCAGCUCCGGCUCGCUGGCAUUUCCAUCUGAAUCCACCUGAAGGGGGUGAGCUUUUGGGGAAGAAAGAGGCUCCUCUCCCUCUCCAGGCCAGAAUCUGAUCUCCAGAUUAGCUUGCUGGUUAUCAAUAGAGGCAACAGUUGUGAUUGCAACUCAACACUGCUCCAGCCCUGGAAGAGCAUUGACGGAAAGGGAGUUUUCAAUUGGGAGAGCAGGGGACUGAGCCAUCCUUUCAGUCCCCAGCAAGGAUUGGCACGGGAGGACCGGCAUGCAUUCUCCAUUGACAUAGGACUUCGCCCUGCUCCACCAAGAUUGGUCUAAAAUUUCAGACCUCAUCGCUCCUCUAGUCCACAAACAGGAUGAACAAACGAUCGUUUCUGGGAACCUGGGUGGCCCUUUUGGUGAUAACAGCCCGGCAGCGAGCUCACACCAUGGGCAGUCUGUAUCCAUUCUGGCAGAACGACACAAGAACACCCAAAGUUGAUGAUGGAAGCUCUCCCGAGAUCAGGAUCUCCGUCCCUUUCAUCUAUUUUGGAGUCCCCUACAGAAGCAUUUAUGUGAACAACAACGGGGUGAUCUCCUUCAACACGCUGGUCAGCCAGUUCACCCCCGAGGCCUUCCCGCUGGCCGACGGCCGCGCCUUCGUGGCGCCGUUCUGGGCCGACGUGCACAACGGCAUCCGGGGGGACGUCUACUACAGGGAGAGCACGGACCCCAGGCUGCUCAGGAGAGCCUCCAAGGACAUCCACAAGCACUUCAAGGACAUGGCCUCCUUCUCGGCCACCUGGGUCUUCAUCGUCACCUGGGAGGAGGUCACGUUCUACGGGGGGAGCAGCACGACGCCGGUGAACACUUUCCAAGCUGUCCUGAUCUCAGAUGGAGUGUCUUCCUUUGCCAUAUUUAACUACCACGAAAUCAGCUGGACCACGGGGACAGCCAGUGGAGGGGACCCCCUGACUGGUCUCGGCGGGGUGAUGGCCCAGGCUGGUUUCAAUGGAGGAAAUCUCACCAACUUCUUCAGCCUCCCCGGCUCCAGAACUCCAGACAUUGUGAAUAUUGAAGAGACAACCAACGUGAACGUCCCUGGACGCUGGGCUUUCAAAGUAGAUGGCAGAGAAAUAGACCCUGCCAAUGGCUGCAGCCUGAGAGGGCAGUUUCUCCGCCAAGGGGAGAUCUUUUGGGACAACGCCAACUGCAGCACCAAGUGCCGCUGCCUGGACUUCAGCAAUGAGAUCCUCUGCCAGGAGGUGGCUUGCGGCCCCUUUGAGGCGUGUGAGAGCAAGGCCAGGUUCUUCCAGUGCGUGCCGGUGGAGAGCAGCACCUGCGUGGUGUUCGGAGAUCCUCAUUACCACACCUUCGACGGCUUCCUCUUUCACUUCCAGGGUUCCUGCUCCUACCUCCUCGCCAGGCAGUGCUGGCCAGGCUCCCACCUGCCCUACUUCAACGUGGAGGCCAAGAAUGAGAACCGAGGCGGCUCCUCCGUCUCCUGGCUCAGGGAUAUUUUUGUGGAGGUCUACUCGCACAAGAUUGUUCUCCCCAAGGGUGGCUUUGGGAAGGCAAAGGUGGAUGACCUGGUGGUGUCCCUGCCCAUCUCUCUGGAACUGGGUGCAGUCAAAGUCUACCAAAGUGGCCUGUCCACCGCCCUGGAGACUGACUUUGGCCUGCUGGUGACCUUUGAUGGAGAACACUAUGCCUCUGUCUCCGUGCCGGGCUCGUACAUCAAUGCCACGUGCGGUCUGUGUGGGAAUUACAACAAAGACCCUGAGGACGAUAUCCUCCGCUCAGAUGGGAGGUUGGCCACGUCCGUGCCAGAGCUGGGAGAGAGCUGGCAAGUGCCACAUCCCGAGAGGAGAUGCUCCACGGGCUGCUUGGAAAACUGCAGCCUCUGCGACGCCGCCACCGAGUCCCUGUAUUUCACCCCCGAGUACUGCGGCUUCAUCAACAAGACUGGGGGCCCCCUCUGGGAGUGCAGCUCGGUCGUGGACCCCACUGCCUUCAUCCACAGCUGUGUCUAUGACCUCUGCAGUGCCCCUGUGCCGAGGGAUAAUGGCACUGGGCUGUGCCAGGCCAUCCAGGCAUAUGCCACGGUGUGCCAGUCCCUGGGCAUCUCGGUGGGAGAGUGGCGGACACAGACGGGGUGUGCGACGGCCGUGCAGUGCCCGGAGCUCAGCCACUACUCAGUGUGUGCCAGCAGCUGCCCUGCCACGUGCUCAGACCUCACAGCCCCGCUGGCCUGUGCCUCCCCCUGCACCGAGGGCUGCGAGUGCGACGAGGGCCACGUGCUGAGCCGGGACCGCUGCGUGCCCGCCCCACAAUGCGGCUGCGACGUGGACGGGCGGUACUACCCCGUCGGGGAGUCCUUCUGGGCGUCCACGGACUGCACGGUGCAGUGCCAGUGCGAGGAUGGAGGGGAGGCCAAGUGCUUCAACACCACCUGCCCCGAGGGAGAGAUCUGCACCAUCGAGGGCGGCCACCGCGGGUGCUUCCCCCAGCGGGAGACCGUGUGCUUGGUGGGGCAGAGCCAGGUGCUGCAGACAUUCGAUGGCAUCACCUUCCCCUACCCACUGGAACAGUCCUACACGCUGCUCAAAACCUGCCCGGAGAGGCCAGACUUCAUCGAGGUGGACAUCAGCCAGAAGAAGGUGGGAUCUGCUCCCAACGGGCCGCGCGUGGUGCGGGUCCAGGCAGCCGGUCAGGAGGUGAAGAUUGGAGGCACCCGCCUGUCAGACAUUAAGGUGAACGGUUAUGACGUGGAGCUGCCCUAUUUCCACCCCUCUGGACGCCUGGAAAUCUACCGUGGUGACAAUGGCACCGUGCUGGAGUCAGAGGGGCUCCUGGCCAUCAGCUACUACGGCUCAGGGCUCCUGGAGAUCCACCUCUCCACCUCCUACUUCAACUGCACCGGGGGCCUCUGCGGCCUCUUCAACGGCAACGCCAGCGAUGAGUUCAACCUGCCCACGGGCAAAUUCACGGACAACCUGGAGCUCUUCCUGGAGAGCUGGACCACCUUCGACGAGAUCUGCAACGGGGAGUGCGGGGACCUCCUCAUGGCCUGCAACAACGACUCGGAGCUGCUCAAGUCCUACCGGAGCCGCUCCAACUGCGGCAUCAUCAACGACCCCACCAACAGCUCCUUCCUGGAGUGCCACAGCGUGGUCAACGUCUCAGCCUACUACAGGACGUGCCUCUUCCGCCUCUGCCAGAGCGGGGGCAAUGUGUCAGAGCUGUGUGACUCGGUGGCGCGCUACGCCAGUGCCUGCAAGAACGCCGACGUGGACAUCGGCCAGUGGAGGAGCCACAGCUUCUGCCCUCUGGCCUGCCCGGAGAACAGCCACUUUGAGGAGUGCAUGAGCUGCGUGGAGACCUGUGAGAGCCUGGCCUCGGGCCCCGUGUGCACAGACACCUGCACCGAGGGCUGCCAGUGCGACGAGGGCUUCGCCCUGCGCGGCGCCCGCUGCAUCCCGCGCGGGGAGUGCGGCUGCAGCUUCGAGGGGCGGCAGCUGGCCACCAACCAGACCUUCUGGAUGGACAUCUCCUGCCACUUCCUCUGCUACUGCAACGGCUCCGACAACAGCGUGUACUGCGAGAAUGUCUCCUGCAAGGACGACGAGUACUGCCUGGAGGAGAACGGCCUCUACUACUGCCACGCCCGCACCGACGCCUCCUGCAUCAUCUCCGGCUACGGCCACUACCUGACUUUUGACGGCUACUCCUUCGACUUCCAGAGCAGCUGUGAGUUGAUCCUGUGCACCACGAUCUCCAGGCCCAGGGUGGAGCGCUCGGACACGUUCCCAGCGUUCACUGUCACGGCCAAGAAUGAGGACCGGGACACCUCUCUGGCCCUGUGGGUGAAACAAGUGGAAGUGGAGGUCUUUAACUACAACAUCGUCAUCCACCGUGCCUACAAAUACACCGUGCUGAUCAAUGAUGAGCGUCUCUACCUGCCCCUGAAGCUGGGCCAGGGCAAAGUGAACAUCUUUGCCUUCGGCUUCCACAUCGUGGUCGAGACCGACUUCGGGCUGAAGGUGGUGUACGACUGGAAGACCUUCCUCUCCGUCACCAUCCCACGGGGCUUCCAGAACCUCACCUACGGCCUCUGUGGCCGCUACAACGGCAACCCCGAGGACGACCUGGUGGCCUCGGGUGGCACAAUGGCCACCAGCAUCGCCGACUUUGUCCAGAGCUGGGCCAAGAGGGACACGUUCUGCCGCGUGGGCUGCGGCGACCGCUGCCCGGCCUGCGGGAAGGUGGAAGGCUUCUGGAAGCCCCAGCAGCUCUGCAGCCUCAUCCCGAGCCAGAGCGGGGUCUUUGCCAAGUGCCACAGCAAGAUCAACCCCGGCUUCUUCUACAAGAACUGCCUGUUUGACACCUGUGUGGAUGGGGGAGCCAUGCAGACAGCCUGCAGCUGGCUGCAGAACUACGCCAGCACGUGCCAAACACAGGGGAUUGCCAUUACUGGCUGGAGGAACUUCACCUCGUGCUCUGUCAGCUGUCCCCCCAACAGCCACUACGAGAGCUGUGUGUCCCUGUGCCAGCCCCGCUGUGCCGCCAUCCGGCUCAAGAGCGACUGCAGCCACUACUGUGUGGAGGGGUGUCAGUGUGACCCCGGGUACGUCCUCAAUGGCAAGAGCUGCAUCCUGCCCCACAACUGUGGCUGCUACUCCGAUGGCAAGUACUAUGAGCCCAAGCAGCUCUUCUGGAACGGGGACUGCACCCGCCGGUGCCGCUGCUUCCGGCGCAACCUGAUCCAGUGCGACCCUCGGCACUGCAAGUCGGACGAGGAGUGUGCCCUGCGCAACGGCGUCCGCGGCUGCUUCAGCACCCGCAGCUCCUUCUGCCUGGCGGCGGGAGGGGGCGUGUUCCGCACCUUCGACGGCGCCUUCCUCCGCUUCCCCGCCAACUGCGCCUUCGUCCUCUCCACCAUCUGCCAGAAGCUGCCCGACUUCUCCUUCCAGCUCAUCAUCAACUUCGACAAGUGGUCCUCGCCCAACCUCACCAUCAUCUCCCCCGUGUACUUCUACAUCAACGAGGAGCAGAUCCUCAUCAGUGACAGGAACACUGUCAAGGUGAACGGCAGCCAGGUGAGCAUCCCCUUCGUCACGGGGCUUUCCACCAAGAUCUUCAGCCAGGAGGGCUUCCUGGUCAUCGACUCCAGCCCGGACAUCCAGAUCCGCUACAACGGCUUCAACGUCAUCAAGAUCACCAUCGGGGAGCGGCUGCAGAACAAGGUGUGCGGCCUCUGCGGCAACUUCAACGGCGACCGGACGGACGACUACGCGACGCUGCGGGGGAAGCCGGCGGUCAGCAGCGUGGUGCUGGCCCAGAGCUGGAAAACCAACGGCAUGCAGAAGAGCUGCAACGAGCUGCAGUACUCGCAAUACGCCGCUUCCUGCGACAACGUCCAGAUCCAGGAGCUGCAGAGCGACAGCUACUGCCUGAAGCUGACGGACAUGAAGGGCUUCUUCCAGCCCUGCUACGGCCUCCUGGACCCGCUGCCCUUUUAUGAGUCCUGCUUUCUGGACGGCUGCUACAACCACAAGAAGGUCCAGCUGUGCGGCUCGCUGGCCGCCUACGGGGAGGCCUGCCGCACCUUCGGCAUCCUGGGCACCGAGUGGAUCGAGAAGGAGAAUUGCUCAGGAGUGGUGGAAGAUCCCUGCGUGGGCGCCGACUGCCCCAACCGCACGUGCGAGCUGGACAACGGCGGGGAGCUGUGCGGCUGCAUCGAGCCCCCGCCCUAUGGGAACACCACCCACGACAUCAUUGAUGCGGAGGUGACCUGCAAAGCCGCCCAAAUGGAGGUGUCCAUUUCCAAGUGCAAACUGUUCCAGCUGGGCUUUGAGCGUGAGGGUGUGAGGGUCAACGACCGCCACUGCCCCGGCAUCGAAGGGGAGGACUUCAUCUCCUUCCAGAUCAACAACACCAAGGGCAACUGUGGCAACCUGGUGCAGUCCAACAGCACACACAUAGUGUACAAGAACACGGUGUGGAUCGAGAGUGCAAACAACACAGGCAACAUCAUCACCCGGGACCGGACCAUCAACGUGGAGUUCUCCUGUGCCUAUGAGCUGGACAUCAAGAUCUCCCUGGAUUCAGUUGUGAGGCCGAUGCUCAGUGUGAUUAACCUGACGGUGCCGACGCAGGAGGGGAGCUUCACCACCAAGAUGGCCCUGUACAAGAACUCGUCCUACAAGCACCCUUACCGGCAGGGCGAGGUGGUGCUCACCACCCGGGACGUGCUCUACGUGGGGGUCUUUGUGGUCGGGGCCGACUCCAACCACUUGAUCCUGAUGCUGAACAAGUGCUACGCGACCCCCUCGCGGGACAGCAACGACAAGCUGCGCUACUUCAUCAUCGAGGGAGGGUGCCAAAACAUAAAGGACAACACCAUUGGCAUCGAGGAGAACGGGGUGUCCUUGACGUGUCGCUUCCAUGUCACCGUGUUCAAGUUCAUUGGGGACUACGACGAGGUUCACCUGCACUGCGCCGUCUCGCUCUGUGACUCGGAGAAAUACUCCUGCAAAAUAAACUGCCCCCAGCACACGAGGAUGGCCAACGCGUUCGCCGAGGAGUCCAAGGAGCAGAUCCUCUCAGUGGGACCUAUCAGGAGGAAGCGGUCGGACUGGUGCGAGGACAACGGGGGCUGUGAGCAGAUCUGCACGAGCCGGGCGGACGGACCCCUGUGCAGCUGCGUGACAGGGACACUGCAAGGGGACGGCAAGAGCUGCAGGGCCUCCAGCUCUUCAGGGGAGCACCGUGCCCAAGUGACCCCUCUGGUGGUGGCCCAGCUGUGGCUGUGGCUGCGCGUGGCUCUGCGGGACCUGACCUCGUAGGUUCGGCUCUGCCGCCCCGCCAAAAACUGUUCUCGCGUCAGCCUGAGUCUUUGUAGGGUAGGAGACAGCCCCCCCCACAGUGGCCACGCUGCCUCCAACCCUCUGCUGUGAGGAGAGAAGAGGGAUGUGACCCGGAGAGAGCUCGGACGUGAAGGUGGCACGUGGCGGGCGCAGCGGCAGCAACGGCAAGACAGAGCUGGAUGUCUGCCCGUGGGACUGUGCUUUGGGGGUUUUUUUACAGGUUUCUAUCAUUGAUGUGGACUCAAGGAGGGGUUUUUGCAACUUUUCCCCAGGCUUUCCCUUACAGCUGCACUGUAGGUGGCCCUCACCGCUGUCAGUAGCGUGGGACAGGCCGGAGCGUGUGUCCCUUUGCACGGACAGCUGUGGGUCUCCACAGUCCUUGGGAGCUGCCAUCAGGGUUUUGGGAGCUCAUGGACUCAGCCAGAGGUAGGUGUUGGGGCACAGGUUGUGGGCCAGAGCAGUGCAUUGUCACCACUGGAUGUAGUGACACCUUGGGACCGUGUCACCCUCUGGCUCUCCGGUGCUGAGGUGUGUGCUGGAGAGCCCAACUCAUCCCCAGGGCUCUGGAAGUCUUGGUUUUGUGCUGCAGUGCUGACAAGUCAGUCUCAAUAUUUGGAAAGAGGUGCUUUCUGGUGGGCAGGGACAAGAGCCAGGGAAAUGGGGGGUGGAAUUCCCUGCUGUGUUUUUGUGAUGGGCCGCGGCAGAGUUGUUUGAGGGUCGGAGCAGGGUUGGGGUCUGCUUGCACAGGGCAGCAGCAUUGGGGUGCCUGGUGGAGCAGCCUUGGGGUGCUGGUGGGUGUGGGGGGGCUGUGUUGGUGUCUUGUCUUGUGUUUGUACUCUGUGAAACGGCUGCGUGGGAAUAAAAAGUGUUGUAAUCCUUGGUAAGCGCCGUGGUCCCGUGUGGUGGUGGCCAGGACCGGGAGAGGCAGCUGGGCCUGGAAGGGCUCUGGGGAUGG